AUGUCAUCUUCCCCUUCUAUAUGUGCUUCACCGAGCUUUACUUUCCCUAGUAGUACUCAUACUCCUUCAACCCCUACUACUUCAAAUCAGUCACCUUCAUGUACCACCACCACUAAUAAUAAUGUAAACGCCACUUGUACAUCAAUCACCACCACCACCACUUCAAAUGAUUACUUUUUUAAUCCAAAACUAAAACCAUCUUCUUCAUCAACAUAUCCUUGUCCUAUAACUAAUACUACUACUACUACCAUCACCAAUACUAUACCCAAAUCAACUUCUGCUUCAUCUUUAUCUUCACCCAAACAUAAUAAUCAAAACCCAUUUUCAAAUCAUCAUCAUAUUCAUACUUUGCAUAACAACAACAAACCAGUUGACUCAUCACUACCUCUGGUUCCAACCAGUCUAGCUCCUCCUCCUUCUAUUCCUCAACCUCAUCAUCAUCAGCAUCACUCAAAUGGUCAUUCUAUAUCUUCAUUAUCAUCAAAUUUAUCGGAUUUAACCAUAUAUGAACAUAGUUCAUCUCAUUCAAUGAAUCGAUUCAAAAAUGAAAAUUCAUUUGUAUCAACUGAAACUUUAGUAGAAGCAAAUAAUAUGAAUCCUUUCUUUAAUAAUGAUCGAUUUGUACCGAAACAUAAAUAUAAUCAAUCAUUAUCUGCUACUUCCGAUAGAUCUGGUUAUUUAUCGUCCUUUAAAGAAGAAGAUGAUAAUAAUAAUGAUUUAGAUAAUCAUAGUAGCAGUAAUAAUUCAACUAGAAUUACCAAUUCAAACCUGUCAUCUUCAAAUUCAUCAUCAUCCAUACCUUAUCCAAGAGCAACUUCAGCUAUUGAAUCAAGUUUCCCCUUUCAUUUAAGUCAACCUUUACAAAAAGUUCAAUCAUUAAAUUCUCAUUCUAAAUUUGCAUUAAAGAAACAAAUUACUUUACCUUCAUUAUCUUUAAAUACUACUAAUGAUUCUACUACUACUCCAUCAACUCCUCCUAAUAAUAAUGAUCUUGCUGCAUUUGAUUCAAUAGUUAAAAAUGAACAAUUAAAACGAUUAAAUUAUUUACCAAGUCAAAAUUUUAAACCUCAAAUUGAAAAAUUAUUACCUCAAAAGAUUAAUUAUUAUUCUUUAAAUGAAAUAUCUCACCAAAUUGAAUCAAUUAAUACUUCCAAUAAUAAUAAUCUUAUUAUUGAUAUACGACCAUUUACUGAUUUUGUUAAAUCUCAUAUUAAAUCAUCCAUAAAUAUUUGUUUACCAUCAACUUUAUUAAAAAGAACUAAUUUUACGUUAACAAGAUGUAUUAAUCUGUUACCUGAUUUUGAAAAAUUUAAAUUUCAUCAAUUUUUAAUUAAUGAAAAGGACUAUGAUGAUGCAAAUUUAAUUAUUUAUGAUAAUUUAAAUAAUUCAUCCAAUUUAUAUCAUUUUUUAAAUAAGUUUCUUGAUUGUCCUAAUUUUAAUAAUUCAAUUUCAAAUAAAAAGAUUUAUUUAAUGGAUUCUAAUUUCAAUCAAUUUCAAUUGAUUUAUCCUCAUUUAUUAGAAUCAGGUCCAGGUGAAUCGAUGAAUGUUAAUAGUACUUCAACAUCCACAACCACAACUUCUACUACUCCGAUUCCAUCAUCAUUUAAAUCAUCUGAAAUUAAUUUGAAUAAUUAUUUACCUCCAUUAAUUGUUAAUAAUAGAUCAACAAGUGUAUCUAAUUCAAGUCCAAGUAAUACCAAUGAAAGAUCAAGAUCUCAAUCAUUAGCGGAAAUCUCACCUUAUAAUCGAUUAUUUUCCGGUAUAACUCCAACUACCAAUGAAUAUAAUUCAGGCUCAUCAUCAAUUAUGACAUCAACUCCUAUUUUAUCAACUAAUUUCUCGUUACCUAAAAUCAAAACCAAUUUUAAAAUUAGACAUAAUGAAGAAUUAGGAGGUUCAAAUAGUAGUAAUAGUUCCAAUGAUAGUUCGAAUUAUAAUCCAUCAUUUGAAACUAAUUUUAAUCUGAAAACUUUACAAAAUAAUCAUAAUAGUUUAUUCAAGUUAACUAAUAUACCGAAGGAUGUUUCCAAAUUACCAUUAUGGUUAAGAAAAACUGUUAUGGAUGAUAAUGAUUCAACUACUAGUAGUACUAAAAAGAUUAAUGAUGAUUUUUAUAAUUUAGAAAAAUCAGAACAAAGAAGAUUACUUCAUGCUUUAUCAUUAAGUAAUCCAAAUACUAGUACUACAUCAAGUAUGGAAUCUUCACAAAAUAAUAAUAAUAAUAAUAAUGAAAAUGAUGAUUUACCUCCUACUAUAAGUUGUGGUAUUGAAUAUGGUCAUAAGAAUCGAUAUAAAGAUAUAUUUUUAUAUGAACACCUGCGUGUUAAAUUACGUGAAACUGUUAAUCCAUGCGUUGAGGAUUACAUCAAUGCAUCCUACUUGAAUCCUAUUCAUAAUUUAGGAGAUUUAAUCAAAGAGGAGAAACAAGAGGUUGAUAGUUUUGAAGAAUAUAAAUAUAUUGCAACUCAAGGUCCAUUAGAUGAAACUAUGGGAGAUUUUUGGAAAUGUAUUGUUAAUUUACAUAUCCCAUUAAUCAUAUCUUUAACUGAUGAAAUUGAAAAUGGAUUAAUUAAAUGUUCGGCGUUUUGGAAAAGUGGAAUAUAUAAAAGUAAUACUGAUCGGAUUAAUGUUAAAAUUGAUGAUGAAAUUACCAUUAAUGAAUUCACCAUUUUAAGAAUGUUUAAUAUUUCCAUUAUCGGGAGUAAUAAAGUAUCGAAAGUUUUACAAAUUCAUUUUUUAAAUUGGCCUGAUAUGGGAACCAUUUUAUCACCAUUAGAUUUGAUUCAAGUUAUUAAUUUAAAACAUCAUAUUUUAUCGGAAAUCAAUUUAACUAAUAGUUCAUAUCCUACUUUAAUUCAUUGUUCAGCAGGUUGUGGUAGAACAGGAACUUUAUGUACUAUUGAUACUAUGAUUAAUAUUAUGAAUCAUGCCAAAAAUCCACUUGAACAAGAUCUUAUUUAUAAUAUCGUUAAUAACUUCCGAAAACAACGGAUCUCAAUGGUACAAAAUUUACGACAAUAUUAUUUAAUUUAUGAAGUUUUAUUAAAUUAUUUAUCAAAUGAUAAUCAAAUUGAAAUUAAUCAUCGGGAUGAUUAUAUUCAUUUAAAUAUUGUCAAAUUAUUUAUAACUCAAUUCAAUGAGUUGGCAUGA
This is a messenger RNA of Scheffersomyces coipomensis, 3150 nucleotides long. RefSeq names its product tyrosine protein phosphatase (gene PTP3). Gene Ontology annotation, molecular function: protein tyrosine phosphatase activity. The transcript has a single exon. Bases 1 to 3150 code for a protein of 1049 amino acids. Lineage: Eukaryota; Fungi; Ascomycota; Pichiomycetes; Serinales; Debaryomycetaceae. The record is from RefSeq and is a predicted model, not a curated record. Gene Ontology annotation, biological process: protein dephosphorylation.